Molecule: messenger RNA, 600 nt
Organism: Brenthis ino (lesser marbled fritillary)
Lineage: Eukaryota; Metazoa; Arthropoda; Insecta; Lepidoptera; Nymphalidae
Source: the annotation of a GenBank genome assembly
AUGACUAAUAUGUUUGGUUUGAUCGUGUCAGGGAGACUUGUGCAGACGGAUUUUACGCCUGUUUCAGAGACGAGUCUUAUCACUACCAUCUUGGAUGUGGACUCUAUAAACCACGCCGUCGUGUUCCUGACGGGCGCGACGCCGCUGCCGGUGGGCACGGUGGCCGUGGUCUACUGGAGCUGGCCGGACCCUAACGCUCCGCCUAACUGGCAACCUUUAGGACAUAUAUCGAACGCUAAACCUUCUGCCAUAUUUAAGAUCUCUAAUUUGAAAAAAUUACAUGAAUUAUCUAGUGAAAAUAAAUUCAUGAGUGCAUUUGGUCAGCAACAGAUUUGUAACAAUGCUCAAAUUGGAAUUUCUAUAGAACCAGAAGCGAAUGUGCAACUACUUCCUAAUUCUGAGAUACAACAAGUUAAUUCAUAUGUCACAUUUGCACAGAAAAUGUUAGAGAAUUUAGUUAAUUUUGUGGCAUCCUUCUCCGUAACUCAAGACCAGAUGACACCUACUCCCGGAGUCUCUUACAUACCACUGAACACUCUCCACACCUGGUACCAGAACUUUGAGAGGAGACUACAACAAAACCCCAACUUUUGGAAAAAU